CACAACUAUCAUCGGAUUUUGGAAUUAAUUUUGUCAAUCCAUGAUUUAUCCGAUUAUCAAAUCAAAUAUCACAUACAUACCCAUAUAAAUACAUCUCCCUUUACGCUUUAUUUGCCACACUACACCUACAGUCAAAACAUUUUUUAAACCAAAUCAAAACAGAUACCAAAAAAAAUAUAUAUGAAAAAAUCAAAUGUUUUCCUCCUCUCCAUACUUCUCAUGGCUUCACUCUUCUCCAUAUCCCAUAGCUUUACACUCUGGGGCUACGGAAUCGACCGAGUCAGCAUACGUGGUGUCGUGUAUUGUAGCCUUGACGGAGAUCCAAGCGCACCACCUGUCUCUAAUGCCACAGUCUACAUUGAAUGUCCAGGCUCAAACUCAACCCUCGCUCAAGCAGUGACCAAUGCCGUCGGUGUAUUUACCCUUGUGAUCAACCCCGCCUAUACGCCUUUGGUUAAUCCAAGUAAGUGCGAAAUCAAAGCAAAUCUUCCUACUAACUCAUGCUUUAUCUAUCCACCGGGCGGCGUACUCAGAGCCUCCGUUAAUGAUCUGGUUAGCAUUAGCCUCCAGAAUCUCAUUGUUAUCGCUACCUAUGCCGCCACAACAUUUCUCAGCUCUAGUUAAAGUUUAUCGCUAACUAUGCCAUCGGUGUCUUCUUGACAAGGAUGUAUGAUGCGAUCGUCGCUGCUUUAAAGU
Messenger RNA from Arabidopsis lyrata subsp. lyrata, 696 nucleotides. RefSeq lists its product as uncharacterized. The transcript has a single exon. Lineage: Eukaryota; Viridiplantae; Streptophyta; Magnoliopsida; Brassicales; Brassicaceae. The record is from RefSeq and is a predicted model, not a curated record. Bases 181 to 624 code for a protein of 147 amino acids.